CCCCCACCCCAUACAUUUCGACCAAGCUCAUCAAGAGAAGAAGGAAACCUAUGCAAACUUCAUCUUCCAUAGCCAAACUCAAGCCCAAGCUCAAGCAAGAAAAGGGGAAAGCAGUUUGAAGAAGGAAAAAGAUCGGAAAAGUGUGAAGAAUUAAGUUUUUGCAGGAUGCUCGUGUUGGACCCGUGUAUGAGUGUGAAGAGUACCUUCAAAUGCUUGAUAGUGAGGAUCCACACAUUCGUCUGUAUUUAGAGCGAAUGGGUCAUGACAAAUGGCCUCGUGCUUAUGCUAGUUGAAAUCGGUACUCGGUUAUGAUGUCAAACAAUGCCGAGUCAUUAAAUGCAGUUAAUGCUACCGCCCGAGAAUGCCCAAUAUGUAAGUUGAUUGAGUUUAUUAUUGCACGAAUGCAAAAGUGGCUUUGUGAACGGUGAGAAUCUUCAUCAUCAAACAAUUGCCGUUUAUCUGCACAUUUUGAAUCUGAACUAGCAGUUUUACAAUCUAUGGCAGCCGUCAUGAGAGUAAUGCCAUCAACUCAUUGUCUUCAUUGCACUUUUUUGUUUUUUAAAAAAGAUAUCCUAUCGUGAUGCAUUAUUCAAUUAGUUUUACUGUAUUAAAUAUUGUAUUACAGUUUUUAAUAUUUAAUAAUAAAUUAUGCAGGUCAAACCAUCAUGUGAUUUUGAGUAUGAGGUGUUUGAUAAGAGAUCUCGCUCUUAUGUUGUCAACUUGAAGGAGCGCACGUGCACUUGUCGAGAAUUUCAGCUUGAUGGAUUUUUAUGUGUACAUUCCGUUGCAACUAUUCGCUCCCGUCCAGAACUUUCUUUCUACGAUUACAUUUCAGAAUUCUAUACGGCACAUCAUUGGGCACAAACAUAUCGCGGUAUUAUUCAUCCUAUUAGGAGUCCGGAUAGUUGGAUGGUACCUUCACAUGUUAAGUAAAUCACUUGCAGUCCCCCAUCAUGUGAAUCACGACCUCCUGGAAGUCCGAGGAAAAGAAGAAUUCCUUCUACAGGAGAACAUGUUUGGAGACAAACAUGCACUCGUUGUCUCAUGGUUGGACACAAUAGAAAGACUUGUAGAAAUCAUAUUUCGCUACACAUGUGUUAAAAAAUGUUUUUAAUUAUUUGCCGUUUUCAUUGCAAUGCACUUUUGUCCUGCUUUUAUUCAGACACUUCGUUUGUUAUUCAUUGUUAAUUUAAUGCUAUGAAUGAAUGACACUUCGUUAUUCAUUGUUAAUUUA
Cuscuta europaea is the source of this 1234-nucleotide messenger RNA. The record is from the annotation of a GenBank genome assembly. NCBI's taxonomy places the organism in Eukaryota, Viridiplantae, Streptophyta, Magnoliopsida, Solanales, Convolvulaceae.